This is a messenger RNA of Scheffersomyces stipitis CBS 6054, 2076 nucleotides long. RefSeq names its product Jem1p (gene JEM1). Lineage: Eukaryota; Fungi; Ascomycota; Pichiomycetes; Serinales; Debaryomycetaceae. Gene Ontology annotation, biological process: protein folding in endoplasmic reticulum. Bases 71 to 2005 code for a protein of 644 amino acids. Gene Ontology annotation, cellular component: endoplasmic reticulum. The transcript has a single exon. The record is from RefSeq and is a predicted model, not a curated record. Gene Ontology annotation, molecular function: protein-folding chaperone binding; misfolded protein binding.
UAUUUAAGCCGUUUGUAACAUAUAACCAUUUACCUUAUUGGUUGUGAAAGCAGAAAAACAGCACAAAAAAAUGAAGGUGUCCACGUUGAUAGUGUUGGUAGCCUUGAGCAUAUUGAAUUUGGCUGGAGCUUCGAAGCUGGAACUUCUACAGCGAAUCGAAACAGUAGACUCGCUUUUUUCGCAUGAAGGUCCCACUUCGAAUGUUCUUCAAGAAUAUCAAUGGGUGGUAAACGAUAUCGAGCUGAGGGAGGCUAGAGAUGUAGCCUUGCCAGAAUUGGAAGCCAUAGUGAGAGAUUACCUCCCACAGCUAUACUUCAAAAAGGCUCUAAUAGAGCUCAAUUUGAAUAAAGAUGCUGCAGCCAUAGGAGACUUGAAGAAAGUUUUGCAACUUGAUCCUACAAAGAAGCCAGCGAAGAUAAAAUUGGUGGAGAUUUUGCUUGAAAAAGGUGACGUUGUCACUCUCAAACAGUUUCUUAAUCUCAAGGAAGAUUCCGAGACUAUUGAAAAGAUUCAGCAUUGGGAGAAAUCGAUAGAAGAUGCCGAGAGACUCUUUUUGAAUAAUGACUUUCUUUCCUGUGUCAGACUACUAGAAGAAGACGUUUUGCUGUUAACCCCGCUGAACGGCCAAGCUCACGAAUUGCAUUACCAGUCUAUUCUUCGUUUGUACCAUAAUGAUCCGACACUCGUGUUGGAAAGUAGAGGAGAAAAGAUUGCCGUAGCAAAAAUAAUUAUCAGGGACAUCCAGACUCUUAUCAAGCUACAACCUUUGGCAAACUUGAAGCUCUACGAUACGUUAUCGAAUUUCUUCUUGUUCACAGAAAGUCAGUUUGACAUCGCCAGAAGCUACAUCAAAAAUUGCUUGAGAAUAGACAACGACUUUAAACCUUGUGGAUCCAUUUCGAAAUUCUUGACUAAAUUUCAAGACUUCUUGCGGCUAUUUGAAGAGUAUUCCAUCAUCAUUGGCCAUUAUUAUGUGACUUUGGAAGGGUCUAGUUCCCUGAAUCUCAAUGACGAACUCGUAGAUCCAGGCAUAAAUUUCAAGUUUGUCAAUGAUUUUUUGUUUCACUCUGAGAUCAAGGUUUCUAAAUUGGAAAAGAGGCUAUUACCACCGAAUAUCAAGAACAACUACGACUACUUGUUGCAUCGUGCUUCGACGUUUCUUGUAGAACAUGCAGGAAGCGAUGUUGCGAUUGGUGAACUCAAGUUCACCAAUGAUUUGAACAAAAUCUCAUGCGAAUCGUUCAUUAGAAUGAAUGACGUCAAGAGAGCUGGUCCAUACUGUGCGAAGGUAAAAGAUGCCUUCUUGCCCAAGAGUUUACCAGACGUCGACAAGUUGCUUCAGGCUAAGAAGUUUGGAGAAGCGCAAGCAAUUCUUGAUCAGUUCAACGCUAAUGUCAAACAGACGAAGAUGUUUCUGGACAGAUACCAUAAGAUUGAAGAAGUAUUGAAAAGUCAACAACAACAGCAGCAACAACGACAACAGCAACACUUCCGUCAGCAGCAGCAGCAACAAAGACAAUACCAGCAACAGCAGCAACAAAGACAACAAUCCAACGCCAAACCAGCCAACGAUUACUAUAAGAUUUUAGACAUUUCGCGUGAUGCUGACGACAAAACAAUCAAGAAAGCUUACCGUGCACAAACGUUGAAGUAUCACCCUGACAAAUUCAUGAAGAGUGGAUUAAGCAAGGAAGAGAUUGAAACAAAGAUGCAAGACGUCAAUCAAGCGUACGAAGUGUUGUCCAACAAGGAAUUGAAAGAAAGAUACGACAGAGGAGAUGAUCCCAAUGUUCCAAAUGGAGCCGGAACCGGAGGAGGAAAUCCAUUCGGCAAUGCUUUCAAAGGAGGCAAUUUCAAUUUCGGGCAACAAUUUUCACACCAGUUCUUCCAGAAUGGUGGAGGGGCAGGGGGUUUCGGAUUUGGUGGAUCAAGCCAGUUUGGAGGAUUUGGAAAGGGACACAGACACAAAGUAAAAUUCAGCAAGAACAAGAAAAAGAGGAGUUGAACAUAGUAUAAUAGACACAGCAAAUUUAUAUAGCUGUUUAGAAUGGAAUGUAACAAUACAUGGGUAGAUCU